AUGGAAUUUAGUGGGAGUAAUUAUUUCCGAUUUAGAUUAGCUUUAAGUUUAAUAAGUGGCAAAUCUAUAACGAUUAAAAAUAUUAGAAAAAAUAAAAAUGGAAUAAAAAAUAAUAAAGAAUUAGAUAAAAUAAGCAAAGAGCCUGAAAUCGAAGGAUUACAUGAAUACGAAGCAAAAAUUUUAAAACUUAUUGAUAAAUUAUGUGACAAUACAAUAAUUAAAAUUAAUGAAAAUGGUGAUGAAUUAUACUUUAAACCAGGAUUCUUAGUAGGUAAUGUGAAUGAUGAAGUAAAAAUUAAUGAUUUAAAUAUAAUAUUUCAUUGUGGUAAAGAAAGAAGUAUAACUUAUUUUCUUGAAUUUUUACUUAUGAUAAUUCCAUUUUUUAAAAAUCCAGUUAAAUUAUUAUUAAAAGGCAUAACUGAUGAUUCCAUUGAUAGUACUGUUUAUACUUUAAAAAUUGUGAGUGAACAUUUUUUUAAAACAUUUUUGAAAGUUGAUGAAAAUUUUUUAAACAUUACAAUUCUAAAAAGAGGAAUUAAAUCUGAUUGCUCAGGUGAAGUUUUAUUUUUUAUGAAUAAUUUUAAAUCAAUAGAUUCUUUUGAUAUAAAUGAUCCUGGUUUGGUUAAAAAAAUAAGUGGAUCUAUUUUUUGUAAUAAUGUUUCAUUAAUUUUUAGGAAUAAAUUCAUGAAUUGUGCAAAAAAAAAUUUAUGUAAAUUUACCCCUUAUGUUAGCAUUGAAGCUGAAAAUGCAAAAUUAAAAAAAAACAAUGAAGAAAAUCAUUUUAUUUCUUUAUCCUUAUUUGCACAUACACAAAAUAAAUGUAUUUAUGCAACUGAUUUAUGUAUUGAUGAAUUUUUAUUGAAACAUGUUAAAGAUUCAUUAAAUAUAAAUAAUAAAAAUAAUGAAACUGAUUCCACGAGUCAAGGAACAAGUAAUGGAAAUAAUAUUCAAAAUGUUGAAAAUAAAUUAGAAAAAAGUAAAAAAAAUGAAGAAAAUUUUCUUAUAAAUAAUAGCAGUAAUUCAUUUUCUAAAGAAGAAAAAAAUUGUAUAGAUUAUAAUAGUUUUUUAAAUAAUAUGUCAUCUAACUUACAUCAAGUUGAUAUAUAUGAAAGAUUGGGAUUUUUUGUUUCCUUAAAAAUAGCAAAUGAAAUAAAAGGUCUAUCAUCAGUAGAUACAAAUUAUCAAUGGUUACCUCUAUUAUAUAUGGCUUUAGCAAAUGAUACAUCUGUUUCGAAAAUUACAUUAAAUAUUCUAAAACCAUACUCUAUUGCACUAAUUAGAUUGUUAAAUGACUUUUUUAGUGUUGUUUUUGAUAUUAAAAAAGUAGAAAAAUCUCAAAUUGAUUAUUCAUAUAUUAUAAAAUGUGUAGGUGUAGGUUAUCGUAACUUUUCAAAAAAAACUUUUUAA
Plasmodium relictum is the source of this 1407-nucleotide messenger RNA. Its product is annotated as RNA 3'-terminal phosphate cyclase-like protein, putative. Bases 1 to 1407 code for a protein of 468 amino acids. Gene Ontology annotation, biological process: endonucleolytic cleavage of tricistronic rRNA transcript (SSU-rRNA, 5.8S rRNA, LSU-rRNA). Gene Ontology annotation, cellular component: nucleolus. Lineage: Eukaryota; Apicomplexa; Aconoidasida; Haemosporida; Plasmodiidae. Gene Ontology annotation, molecular function: RNA endonuclease activity. The transcript has a single exon. The record is from RefSeq and is a predicted model, not a curated record.